CAUCCCCUUGUGAAGCCCAAACAAGUGAAAGGUAUAAUGAUAUAAAAGUGAGGUGCACGCGCGCAGCGCCUCCGACUUGACGAAAUGGCGGUGGUAGCGCGACUGGUUAUAUUAGCAAUAUGCGCGUGCGCAAACGCGCAGUAUGCAGAGGAGCGCGCCCCGCGAUACAUCGCAACCGAAUCGAAGACAGCGCCGCCGCCACCUGUUGCCAUCCUCAAACAAAUUAAUAGACACAAUGAGGAUGGUUCCUACACAUACGGCUACGAAGCUGGUGAUGGCUCCUUCAAGAUCGAGACCAAGUCGCCCACGGGGGAGGUUAAGGGGAAAUAUGGGUACAAAGAUGAUACUGGCAAGUUAAGAGUCAUUGAGUACGGAGCCAACAAGUAUGGUUUCCAGCCAGCCGGUGAAGGCAUCACAGUCGCGCCACCCACUCUCGUCGACGAGUCCACCAGGGACGAGGGCUUGAGACCCAGCAAGUCUCAACAGGGAGGCCGCUCGCAAUACCGCGCGCCGGCCCAGUCCAUCGACUACGACUACGACGAGCCGGCGCCCCGGCCCGCGCCCCGGCCGGCGCCCCAGCAGUACCGGCCCGCGCCCGCGCCCGCGCCCCAGUACCGGCCCGCGCCCACGCCCGCGCCCCAACAGUACCGACCGGCGCCUCAGCCACAGCAGUAUAGGCCGCAGCAGUCAGCGCCCACGCCACCUAAGCCGCAAUUCUUCGCGGGAGCAGCGCCAGCGCCCGCAGAGGACAACUUCUUCAGCCCGGAGCCGCAAGCGAGGCAGCAGCAGUACAGACCGAAGCAGGACUUCAGACCCGCGCCGCAGCCGCAGCAGUUCUCGCAGCGACACACAGAGGUGGACUUCAACCAGGACUUCGCCCCGUCCGCCCCGCAGCCCCGCUUCCCCCCCUCCAACCAGUUCCCC
Messenger RNA from Zerene cesonia (dogface butterfly), 924 nucleotides. It is a transcript of the gene CPR54, whose product is annotated as skin secretory protein xP2-like. The transcript is spliced from 7 exons. Gene Ontology annotation, molecular function: structural constituent of chitin-based larval cuticle. NCBI's taxonomy places the organism in Eukaryota, Metazoa, Arthropoda, Insecta, Lepidoptera, Pieridae. The annotation marks the transcript as partial. The record is from RefSeq and is a predicted model, not a curated record. Gene Ontology annotation, cellular component: chitin-based extracellular matrix.